Molecule: messenger RNA, 749 nt
Organism: Brassica napus (rape)
Lineage: Eukaryota; Viridiplantae; Streptophyta; Magnoliopsida; Brassicales; Brassicaceae
Product: transcription factor HY5
Exons: 4
Coding region: 135-635 (166 amino acids)
Biological process (GO): positive regulation of transcription by RNA polymerase II; regulation of photomorphogenesis; response to red light
Cellular component (GO): nucleus
Molecular function (GO): DNA-binding transcription factor activity, RNA polymerase II-specific
Source: RefSeq, a predicted model, not a curated record
AAUCUAUAAUUCCUUCCCGACAUGACUCGCAACUAGAACUUCUUGUCACUUCUGUAAAAUUCCCAAGUCCCGCCUCUUUUCUUCGAUUCUUCAUCACCAGCUUCCGACACACUCUCUCUCUCUCUCUAAAGAAAAUGCAGGAGCAAGCGACAAGCUCUUUAGCUGCAAGCUCUCUACCGUCAAGCAGCGAGAGAUCAUCAAGCUCUAAUCCGCAUUUGGAGAUCAAAGAAGGAAUCGAAAGCGAUGAGGAGAUACGGCGAGUACCGGAGUUCGGAGGAGAAGCUACCGGAAAAGAAGCCUCUGGAUCGGCGAACGGUCAGGACAGGACACAGAUAGCUGUCGGAGAAGGUCAGAGGAAGCGAGGGAGGACUCCGGCGGAGAAAGAGACCAAGCGGCUAAAGAGGUUGUUAAGGAACAGAGUGUCAGCACAGCAAGCAAGAGAGAGGAAGAAAGCUUACUUGGGUGAGUUGGAGACCAGAGUGAAAGACUUAGAGAACAGAAACUCUGAGCUUGAUGAGAGACUCUCUACUUUGCAGAACGAGAACCACAUGCUUAGACAGAUUCUGAAGAACACAACAGGAAACAAGAGAGGAGGAGGAGGAGGAGGUGGUUCUAACGCUGAUGCUAGCCUUUGAUCUCCUUUUGUUCUUGUUCUUUUGCUAUUUAUGUGGAUAAAAUUUUACAGGGAAUUGUAUUAAUAAAUUAUUGUACAAUUUUUAUAUUUGCAAUGGGAUGUGACUUGUGAGAUA